This is a messenger RNA of Branchiostoma floridae (Florida lancelet), 2585 nucleotides long. RefSeq names its product gamma-aminobutyric acid receptor subunit beta-like. NCBI's taxonomy places the organism in Eukaryota, Metazoa, Chordata, Leptocardii, Amphioxiformes, Branchiostomatidae. The coding region runs from base 574 to 1695 and encodes 373 amino acids. Gene Ontology annotation, cellular component: neuron projection; synapse; membrane. The record is from RefSeq and is a predicted model, not a curated record. The transcript has 9 exons. Gene Ontology annotation, molecular function: neurotransmitter receptor activity; transmembrane signaling receptor activity; extracellular ligand-gated monoatomic ion channel activity. Gene Ontology annotation, biological process: monoatomic ion transmembrane transport; signal transduction; regulation of membrane potential.
UUUGAGAAAUCAUUGAUAAGAGCCAGUUGUUCACGUCCACUAUUAUCCCAGGCCUAAACGGGCAGCCGUCCCUACCGUCCACAGGGAACAACGCUAACCACCCCCUUUGGGCACGCCAAUCUGUUCUGAAAAAGGGAGGCCCACGAUAUAAGGUUAAACCGCGCCGUCCCUUGUGUUAUAGUCGUCCUACGCGUUCUGUGUAUUUGGCACACUUUAUCGUUAGAGACCUGCUGUGCAGAGACGGGCACCGUUGCAGUUCUGCGAAAAGGCUCGCCGUUUUUACGAGUGGGGACUAGUGUUUUCUGCUAUUCUGAAGGAAGCAUUCAAGUCGUGUGAACACAGUGCAUUCGGUCUGUACAUCGCGAAUCGUGUCUGUGUGAACGGGUAGAUAUCUGGGAACAAAAAAACGACAGUUACUGAAUCGUCGUCGUUCUGUUGUGAUUCCGCCACGUAUUUUUUUUUUACCAACGGACCGGACUCGAAUCUCUCACCACAAGCAUUUCUGAAGGAGACGAAUCUGUUCGGAGUUUGACGGGGAAAAUUUUGAACCACCAGGAGUUAUUGUAGACUUGGAUGAAAGCUGUGGCGUUGGCCAGUGCGGCAGCUGCACGGAGACAUACGUACAGCGCCAAGAUGUCGUCCGCCAGUCUUGACGGAAACGAGGUGACGAAGGGCAUGCGGAAGAUCCAGUCCAUGCUCCGGAAAUUCGUCGAGGAGGAGACAGAGUUCACCCCAAGGAAGGAUGGAAAGAAGGUUGCGGUGCACAUCCGGUGCUUCAUCGUGCAGGUGGGACAGAUCGACACGCUGAAGGAAGAGUUCACUUGUGAUGCGGUGGUGGAGGCGUUCUGGGAAGAACCACAGCUCAACGGAGCCACAGCUGAGGACAUCCACUGGGACGACCAAUGGGACCCCCGUAUUGUGUUCUUUAACGCCGUGUCGGUAGACAGACUGGAGAAACAACGGGUGUUCUUCAAGGGCAGUUCAGGUCAGCCUUGGGUCCGCCUCACCAUGCACAUGAAGGGCACCUUCAAGGUCGCCAUGCAGCUCUUCAACUUCCCGUUCGACCAUCAGGAACUGAAGAUUGAGCUGAUGUCUGAUUGGUCGGACAAACACAUGAUCUUGUGCCCAUAUUUGGACGAGAAGGACGCUAUCAGCACUUCAACAUUCACAGGUGGAGACGAGUGGUAUCUCCACGCCCACAUGAUGACGUGUCAGGGGAAGACCGAGACGGAGAUCACGGGACCCGACACCAUCUUCCCCACCUAUGACGUCAUCAUCAACGUCACGCGUCGCUGGACCUACUACUUCUGGAACAUCUUCGUCAUCAUGUUCCUGAUCCUAUUGCUGACGUUCUCGUCCUUCGCACUCGACACCGGCGCCCUGGAGAGCCGGCUGGACGUGACGCUAACACUCCUGCUGACGUCAGUCGCCUUCAAGCUGGUUCUGGCGCAGAGACUACCCACAAUCUCCUACCUAACACUACUGGACAUCUACAUCCUAGCGGUUCUGACGGUGCAAGGUUUGAUCGUGAUCCUCCACACGACGAUGUCCGUCAUCACCAACAAGAACGUGGCGAGUCUCUUCAACAUCGUGUCCUCCGUCGUGCUGGGUGUGAUGGUCGUCCUCUGUCACGUGGCGCUCGUCAUUUACAUCGCUACCGUUAAAAGACAUCCCGGCGAACAGAGCACCGCAUGAAAACGCUACCCGUGACGUAAAAAUCGAUCCUGCAAUUGCUACAGCACUGACCAACAUCUAGAGAACAACUGCUCACUCGGAUAAAUAUUAGAUAUCUAUCAUCCCUUCUUCUUCUGUUACGCUACAAGAAAAGAGAAGAAAAUAGACUCAUAUCAAUUUGAAAACACCAGCACAAUGGCAACAGCACUAUAGUCUGAGAUAUGUAUACGUCUGUGCCAAAAUGAACAAAAAACUUCUAGAUCUAUCUCUCUAUGUAUAUUUCCAAAUCGGAGAGCACAUAUGAAUGUAUCUAAGCACAUCUUUGAUAACUGUCACACGUAGUAUUGCUUUAUCCUGUAUCGAAUCGUUUUAUUCUAUUGUAAUUGAUCAUGCACACUGUUAAUUCGUGUUGGUCAAGAAUCCAAAAUGCAAUGUCUAGCUUAAGUAGUAUCUUGCUACAGCUGGUGUUGGUAAAAUAGACAGAUAAUUAAACUUUGACAAUCAUGGUCGACAUGCAAAGUGAUACGCUUGAGGAAAUUACUUGUAUAUUUGGUUAUAUUUCAUGCGAAUGUCUGGAUGCAAUGUACGUUUCUCCGGGGUCAAAUUUGAACUGUGAUUGGCAACAUAAAGUUAAAACACUCACAUUUUCGAAUGACUAACUCCAGUCUUUGUAGAGCAAUGAGAAACACACUGCAUCUGUGGAGUUACGUUAUGCAGAUAGAAUACGUGAAUAAGUGAGCAGUUUAAAUGGCAGAAAGUCUAUGGCAGCCCCCGUCUCUCUUGAGGGAUGGGUGUGAAACCCUGAUGUGGAUGUCUUCUUUCAUAAUUCACUUCUCAUCGUGUCACGUGUUCUAUCUGCAUAACGUGACGUCACAGAAUCAGUGGAUUGCUCAUUCCCUGACAAAGACUUU